Fraxinus pennsylvanica is the source of this 438-nucleotide messenger RNA. The record is from the annotation of a GenBank genome assembly. NCBI's taxonomy places the organism in Eukaryota, Viridiplantae, Streptophyta, Magnoliopsida, Lamiales, Oleaceae.
AUGGCAUCUCUAGGAAGAAAGAAUCAAUCAUUAAGUAGAUCCAAUGAAGCCAGUGACAGCAUACUGUCCCGAGUCUCGGAUUCUUCGAUCGUGAGGAAAGGCAAGAGCGCCGCGUGUGACGCGGCAUAUGUGGCGAAGCGCCUAAUGAAGAGCACGGGCAAGGCCGCAUGGAUCGUGGCCACCUCCGUCUCUUCUUGGCACCCCGGCUUCCCAGCCUUCCAUCAUGAGCCCCUCCUUCUAAAUAUGCAUUCUCUCACAAUAUUUACCCCCUUGAACAAUUUCAAUGGUACAAGCUUAGCAAAAGAGAAACUGGAUCUAGUGUUAUUAGUGGCUUUCGCCUGUCUAGACGCAGGUUUGAGAUUCUUUACUUGUUUCGAAUGUAUGCUGUUUAGAUUAAGUUCUUGUAGAACCUUCAAAAGGCGAAGAAUCUUUGAGUGA